Clupea harengus (Atlantic herring) is the source of this 1607-nucleotide messenger RNA. RefSeq names its product serine/threonine-protein kinase SBK1. NCBI's taxonomy places the organism in Eukaryota, Metazoa, Chordata, Actinopteri, Clupeiformes, Clupeidae. Gene Ontology annotation, biological process: protein phosphorylation. The record is from RefSeq and is a predicted model, not a curated record. The transcript is spliced from 3 exons. Bases 2 to 1027 code for a protein of 341 amino acids. Gene Ontology annotation, molecular function: protein serine/threonine kinase activity; ATP binding.
GAUGAUUGAGCUGGGGAUGCCAGACGGGAGCCUGAUCGACGAGCUGAUGGAGCUCACGGCUCAGAGCCUCUGCCACCUGGAGAUCAAGGAGCACUUCAACGUUGUCAAAGAGAUCGGUCGCGGGAAGUACGGCAAAGUGCUGCUGGUCACUCACCGCUUCAGGGGGACGCCGAUGGCUCUGAAAGUGAUGCCAAAAGCCUCCACCAAGCUGCAGGGCUUCCUGCGGGAGUACUGCAUCUCACUGCACCUGUCCUGCCACCCGUGCAUCGUGGGACUCUUCGGAAUCUUCUUCCAGUCUAAAGAGCACUACGGCUUUGCACAAGAGCUGGUGAUCGGCCGGGACUUGUUUGCGGUCAUCAAGCCAAGGGUGGGUAUCCCAGAGAGUGCAGUGAAGCGCUGCGCCCAGCAGAUAGCCAGUGCUCUGGAGUUCAUCCACGAACACGGCCUGGUCCACCGGGACAUCAAGCCCGAGAACGUCCUGCUGCUGGACAGCCACUGCUGCCGGGUCAAGCUGGCCGACUUCGGGCUCACCCAGAAGAGGGGCACCAUGAUACGCCUGAUCUCCGGCACCCUGCCCUACAUGGCUCCGGAGCUGUGCGCCAUGGCCGUGGAGGAGGGAGAGACUGAGACCACGGCGCCCCCGCUCAGCGUGGAGCCCAGCCUGGACACCUGGGCAUUCGGCGUGCUCAUCUUCUGCAUCCUCACCGGCUUCUUCCCCUGGGAUCGCUGCGCACCGUCCGACGACUUCUACCAGGAGUUUGCCGAUUGGUGCUGCCAGCAGCCGUCAGUCGCAGACGUCCCGUCCCAGUGGAGGAGGUUCAGCCCCGCUGCCCUGGAGAUGUUUAGCAGGAUGCUAGCCUUGGACGCCACCCAGAGGUGCUCACUGAGUGAGGUGAAGGAGUUUGUGGAUAAGGACUGGCUCAAAGCGGGGGGCGCCAAUGGACUCGUAGGAGACGGUAAGAAAGUCAAUGGCACCAGCAGCCCGAGUGUGGGGAGGUGCAGCCCUGUCUGUGAGGUGCUGGCAUAAUGUAAAUCAUUCUCAAGGUCUCCGUUUUUUAUAGCGUGCAGUGGUAGAGGGUGAAGGAGGGGAGGGAGAGAAGCACUGCGGAUUCCCCCUAGGUUGUAGUUCAUCUCAACGGGUUUCGGCACUCGUUUUACGGGGGGCUGUAAAUGUGUAGGCACCUCUUUGCUUGCAGCAGAUGGAUGGAGAAUCUAAGAGCUCUGAGGUCCUGUGGCCCUAAAGAGCCUGACCAAGGACUUUGUAUGGUCUCAAGACAUAUCCCACUCAUCGGGCAUUGCUUCUUGUAGAAAACCUGCCUUUCUUUUGGGCUCAGAACUGCGUGCUCAGUAUAUCAACUAGACAGCACAAAAUGUAAUCUUGCCCAUUGUAAUAUUAUAGAAACGACACUGGCUUAUCUGAGAACCAAAACCAUAUGGUUAACAAUAUAAUGAAUUGUCUUUGAGCAUGAACACAUUAUUUUAAGUUGUUGACAGUGUUCGAGUGGCAUUUAUAUAUAGGAAAAGUAACAAAAAGUUAUUACAACUUAAUUCUAUGUACAUAGAAAUACAUAGAUAACUAUACAAUGGCAUCUCUUCUGGCAAACCCC